AUGUCGGGGUUUCCUAUGGUUCCCAGAUUUACUAAUAAUACUGAUGAUGAUGAUAAUUCCAUUCAUUUGAAACAUAAUAUAGGUAAAGCCAAUCCACUUCGAUCACCUACAAAAAGAAGCCGCAACAACCACAAUAACGAAGUGUUCUCGUAUAAUAAUAACAAUCAUAAUUCAGAUGUAUCAAUUGAUGAAAAAAUUGCAAAGAUUAUUCUGAACAGUAAGACUAGUAUUCGAGAAAAUGGUAGUGAUAUUAUAGAUAAUCUUCCUAAUGGGGAAUAUAAUCAAGAAAAACAACAACAAGAAGACGAAGAGUUUGACGAUGAUGAUGAAGAGGAAUUGGAUGAAUUUGAUACUAAUAAAUCGUAUUUGAAAUUUUUGAAUGGAGAAUUACAAGAAAGUAUAAAUUCUAAUGAAGAUGAUAAUAUUAAUGGGGGUGGAGGUCUAGGUGGAGGUAGAGGUGGUGAUGAAGAUUAUGAAGAUGAUGAAUAUAUACUUAGUGAUGGAGACACUUUUAAUGAAGAACUGUUAGAAAGUAAUCUUAAUGCAAGUGGUUAUGAAGAUGAAUAUUUGAGUGAUGGAGAUCUUGAAUUUGAUAGUGAUCGAUUUAAAGAGAAAAAUAUAUUCAAUGAUGAUGAUAUCAACGACAACCUCACAAAAGAACAUCGUCAUAGAUAUCCUCGAACGAGACUGAAUAAGCUUAAGUUUGGAUCACUAUCACCAUCGCCAUCGCUUCUGGAAUCAGAUGAAAUUGAUCUUGUCAAUUCGCAAUUAAGUAAUCCCCCGCAUAAUAAUGAUAUGAAUUGGAAACAAUAUAUUAUAAUUUCAUUGGUAUCAUUUCUUAUGACUAUAUUGGGGUAUUUAUUGAUAACGGGACAAAUUUCCACUAUACUACCGAAUUUAUUACCUAUAUCAGGAUCUUUUGAUCCAAUUAAAAUGGCGAAAUUAGAUGGCAAACUACAUCGAUUAGAUCAAGAAUUGAAAAAUUCUCAUCAAAAACAACAAGAAACAUUAUUUCAGUUACAAUCACAAAUUGAUCAAUUAAAUAAUAAAAUUAUUAGUAUUAUUGAUAAUCAGCAACAACAACAACAACAACAAUCAUCAAGGAAUAAUGAAGAUAAAUCAACCACCACCACUAAUAAAAAACAUGAAGAUAUAAUAACGUUAGAAAAUAAUCAAAUUCAAAUAAGUCCAGAAUUUCAUCAAUUUUUAUAUAAAUUUAUUGAUAAUUAUCAAAAUUCUUAUCUUGAUGAAAAAUUACAACAAUUGGAAAAAUUUAAUGAUUUACAACAAUUACAGAAUUAUGUUGAAAAAUUAAUUUCAAUGUCAAUGGAAUCAAUUAAACAAGAUAUACGAAUAGAUAUUGAUAAUAUUCUCGAUAAUUUGACCACAGCUCCUGCCCACAACAAUCAUACAGUGAUAGUUAAUCCUAAAACAAAUAAACUAUGGAUCAAUUCAAUUCUUGAUUUAAUAACUCAAGGAACAUCAUCAACAUCAAUUAAUUAUGCUGAUUAUUCAACAGGAGCAAGAAUCUUGGGAUUUUUAACUAGUUCAUCGACAUCCAGUAGUAGUAGUAGUCAUCAUAGUACUCCUAGUAUAUUACAAAAAAUGAUAUAUGGAUGGUGGAUAUAUAAAUCCAAUUUUUAUCAAGAUGAAUAUAAUGCCAAUCAUGUAUUAUUAGAUGAUGAUAUUGUUUGGAAAGGUGGUGAUCAAAUUGGUAUACGAUUAAGUACUAAUAUUAUUCCCACCGAUAUAAUUCUUGAAUGUCGUGACAACAAUAAUAAUUUGCCAUCAACUCAAACUCAAGGAAUUUUAUUAUCAAUUGGAUUUAAACCAAGUACAAAAAAUGGAUUUGAUAAAUUAUCAAAAAUACCAUUAGGAUUAUUGAAUUCUCAUGGUCAGUUAUCAAUGACUUCUUCUUCUUCUUCAUCAUUACAAUUACCUAAUCAAAAUGAAAAUAAAUAUAUUUCUAAAUUCAAAUUAAUAAAACAAUAUCAUAUUAAAUCUUCUAAUGGUGGUGGUGUUGAUGGUAUUUAUCAUAUUCGAUUACCUAUUAGAUUUAUAAAUUUACAAAUUAGUGGUAAAGAUUUAUAUUUCAAAUUUGAUAAAAUUAUCAAAGACAACAAUGAUAACAUCAACACUAUUGAUAAUAUUAAUAUUAAUAUUAAUAAUAUUAAAGUAUAUGGGAUAAAUGAAAUUAAUGCAAUUAAAUAUCAAGAUAAAUUUCAAUUAUUAAUUGAUAAGUUCAUUGAUAUUGAAGAAAAUGAUCAUAAUGAACAAAUUAGUACUACUACUACUACUAGCAAGGUGAUUGAAAUUAAUAAUAAUGAGAAAUCAUCAUUAAUGGAUUUUAUGACAUCAAGAAAUUCUGAAAAGUAUCAACAACAAUAUGAUAUGAAUGAUGAUAUAUAUUUAUGA
This is a messenger RNA of Candida albicans SC5314, 2415 nucleotides long. RefSeq lists its product as uncharacterized. Gene Ontology annotation, biological process: nuclear envelope organization. Bases 1 to 2415 code for a protein of 804 amino acids. NCBI's taxonomy places the organism in Eukaryota, Fungi, Ascomycota, Pichiomycetes, Serinales, Debaryomycetaceae. The transcript has a single exon. Gene Ontology annotation, cellular component: nuclear envelope; meiotic nuclear membrane microtubule tethering complex. Gene Ontology annotation, molecular function: protein-membrane adaptor activity. The record is from RefSeq and is a predicted model, not a curated record.